Molecule: messenger RNA, 892 nt
Organism: Lactuca sativa (garden lettuce)
Lineage: Eukaryota; Viridiplantae; Streptophyta; Magnoliopsida; Asterales; Asteraceae
Source: RefSeq, a predicted model, not a curated record
UUUAGUUCUAUAUAAAAUAUUCCAUGCAUGAAGAAGAUGAAUGAUUUUGUUAGAUAAUAUAUUUAUUCAGGCAAACUUAUCUGAUUAUUGUUCUGACAUGAAGAAUAUAUAUCUAAGGUCUUCCAUUGACGUUUGAUGCUAAAAACUCAAGCCAAUCUUGAUUGUUUUGAUCACUGAAAGAAUGGAGGCCAAAAUCUCUAGGAGCCUAAACUUUACAACAUCGUUUGGACAUGGAUCACCAGAAACGAAAGCUUUAUGUUCUACUCAGCAGUCUUCGGCUUCAGCUUUCCAAUUUGAAUGUUUUAGUGUUGAGGAAGAUUUGAUGAUAAAGAACAAGUUAGAGAAGAUUGGACCAUAUCUAGAUGGAAGGUGUAUAUAUCUUGUUGGAAUGAUGGGCUCUGGAAAAACAACAGUUGGCCAAAUCCUAUCUGAAAUUCUUGGCUAUUCUUUUGUCGACAGUGACAAACUAAUAGAGGAGGUUGUUGGGGGAAUCGCAGUUGCUGACAUCUUCAAAUUGCAUGGCGAGAAAUUCUUUAGAGAGAAGGAGACUGAGGUGUUGAGGAAGCUGUCAUCGAUGCAUGGAUCGGUGAUUUCCACGGGUGGAGGUGCUGUUGUUCAGCCUAUCAACUGGAAAUAUAUGCAGAAGGGUGUUACUAUAUUUCUAGAUGUACCAUUGGAAACACUGGCACUACGAAUAGUUUCUGUAGGAACUGCAUCUCGACCACUUUUGCAUGAUGAAUCUGGAGAAGCAUAUGUAAAGAAAACAGGGUUUUUAGUGUUGGCUGCGGAAGGAGGAAGAGUUUGGGGGAGGUCUGCUGCAGAACGAAGACAAGGAACGGGAAAGAAACGAUCGAUCGAAUCUCAAAAAAAUAGGAACGAAUAUGGUGAGUAA